AUGGAUCCCGGAUCUAGUCGACAACCCGAUACAGAUGACAAUCGCCGCCGUCCCCCAGCCCUUCGAGAAAUCUUAGCACAGAUAGCAGCUCAACGUUCCAAAUCUACACCUUGCCUCCACCCCCCCGCCCGAGAUUGGAAAGAGAGAGCAGCCUCGAUUACAUCCAAUGUUCCUUGGCGUCCUGUUCCUUAUUCGGUUUGGAGUAAGUAUCCUCCGCCGCCGCCGGAGCAUUGGCCCCGCUGGCCCGGCGGUAUUGUUCGAUGCCCACACUCCCAUUAUUACCCCCAUCUUGUUAAUGGAGGAAAAGUCAUGAAAGUACCUGACCCUCGUUUGGCCCCUCCCCGCUCCAAGCCAUAUGAAUAUGAUGUAAGCUAUUAUCCCGAAGAAAAGGGGAACACAGCUCUGGCUUUGGCUGUACCACAAGGUGUUCUGGUAGCUAUUACUCAUCAUAGUCAAGCUCCUCCCCAGCCCAUUAUUUCUCUUGGUCCUACCGGAGGAAAGGAGGUCAUGAUGGUCACCAUUUCUGGAGGAGAGGCUCGGAACUGCACUCAGUUGCUACGACUUCUGGAGGAUAGGUGCUGUAGGCUCGUUCAGUUGGGGGAGUUAAUGUGUUUCGACAUGGUAAUUAAGGAGAUGACCAAUAUUCUCUCUACACGCCCUGAAGUGGGACUGAUCGCUGGGUGGGACCGUGAUGCAAUGGCUCCUGCUGUGUACCAUGUGGAUGGUAUGCAAGGGCUGAUUAAAGGGGAAAUAUUGGCUACUGGAUCUGGGUUUAGAGACCUGUAUGCUUUUCUGGACUGGGAGACCCGGAUAAGUGGGAAAAAAAACUUUCCUGAUUCUCCGUCUUGGUUGGACAACGUACUUGAAGACCCUUCUCAAAAGUAUAGCUCUUGGUCUUGUUGGUCUCUUCGUGAAGCCUCAAAGAUGGCCCUAAAAGGGAUAUGCAGGGUUGCAAAUACUACUAGGAAUGGCCCAGACUUAGUUACCAUGUUCUGUGUAGGGCGUAAUAGAUCUUUUUCUACUGUUGAUCGUGACGUGCGAGUCGAAGAGGUUCUGCGGAGUUGUGGGAUGUCUAUCUGUGUGCAUGGAAAGCCCAUAUAUACAGAUGAAGAGGUAAGGCGGAUGCAGGAGCCUUCAUCAGUUGCUGGGUGCAGUUAUUAA
Messenger RNA from Oldenlandia corymbosa var. corymbosa, 1161 nucleotides. NCBI's taxonomy places the organism in Eukaryota, Viridiplantae, Streptophyta, Magnoliopsida, Gentianales, Rubiaceae. The record is from the annotation of a GenBank genome assembly.